AUGGCUCCCGAGCUCCGUAAGCGCAAAGCUCCGCCGCCGGCGCCUGAGCCGCCCGCAAAGAAGUCUUCCAAGGUCUCCAAGGCCGUGAGCAAGGUCAAGGAGGCCGUCACGGGCAAGCCUGCCAAAUCUGAAGCGUCCAAUGGCGCCGCCAAGACCACACCUCCCGCCGUUGGUGACACCAUCACCCUCGAUGGCUUCGGCGGCGAAAUCGAAACCAACGAUGGCACGAAGACCACGUUGAAGGCUCUCGUGGAUGAGAGCAAGUCUGGAGUCGUCCUUUUCACCUACCCAAAGGCCUCCACUCCUGGCUGCACGAAUCAGGUCUGCCUGUUCCGUGACAGCUACGAGCCACUCACCGCUGGCGGUCUUGCCAUAUAUGGUCUGUCUAAGGACUCUACCAAGGCCAACACGACCUUCAAGACCAAGCAAAACUUGCCGUAUGCCUUGCUGUGCGACCCGGAUGCCACUUUGAUCGGUGCCAUCGGUCUAAAGAAGGCACCCAGUGGCACCCAGCGUGGCGUAUUCGCAGUGGACAAGACUGGCAAGGUCUUGAUUUCUGAACCGGGUGGUCCGGCUGCUACGGUGAACGCUGUCAAGGCUCUGGUUGAGGGUGGUGCUGGAGCCUCUGAGACCAAGGAGGAACCUGUCGUGGACAAGCCGGCUGAGGAGGCCGAGCCUGUCAAUGGCGAUACGAUUACUGAGAAGAAGCCUGAGGAGGCGGUUAAGGAACCUGCUGACUGA
Molecule: messenger RNA, 741 nt
Organism: Neoarthrinium moseri
Lineage: Eukaryota; Fungi; Ascomycota; Sordariomycetes; Amphisphaeriales; Apiosporaceae
Exons: 2
Coding region: 1-741 (246 amino acids)
Biological process (GO): cellular response to oxidative stress; cell redox homeostasis
Cellular component (GO): cytoplasm
Molecular function (GO): thioredoxin peroxidase activity
Source: RefSeq, a predicted model, not a curated record